AUGGGGCCUGCCCAGGACCUGCAGCAGACGCCAAGGCCACCGCCCAAACUUUUCGCCGGCCCCCUCCCCGGGGCGGGGCGGGAGGAACCGGGCGGGCCGGGAGCCGGGAGUCCGGGGCUGCGGCCGGGCGCGCGGGGCCGGCGGGCGGGGCGGGCCGCGUCGGCACCGCCCUCCAGGUGCCGGGCGGGGGCCGGAGGCGGGCGCGCGGCGGCGGCGGCCCGCGAGCGCCGGCCGGGCCAUGACCCCCGCUCCUCCCUCGCUCAGGCUCGUCGCCGCGGCCCCCGGAGCGCGGCCGCCGCCCCCGCUCCCAGCGCCCGGCCAGGCCCCGUGCGCCCCGGGCGCGGCGCGGCUGUGAGCCCACAGGAAGCGGCCUGCAGGGUUGCCGGUGCCGACAUGGGGCUGAAACUGUCCUGCCUGAAAGGCUUUAAAAUGUGCGUCAGCAGCGCCAGCAGCAGCCACGACCAGGCCCCUGUCCUGAGCGACAAGCACCUGGACGUACCCGACAUCAUCAUCACGCCCCCGACGCCCACGGGCAUGGGGCUGCCCAGGGACUCAAGGCAGACAGUCUGGCUGGACGAGACCGGCUCAGGCCCAGAGGACGGAGAGAUUGAGCCCGAAGCCUGAGGCAGCACCACGGCCGCUGACCCCUGCUGGACACGGGGAGGAGGCACCACACGCCUGAGGCCGCGGUGACAGCUGCCUCCGGCCGGGGAGAGGGCUCCCCGGGACAAACAGCAGGAG
Molecule: messenger RNA, 741 nt
Organism: Ochotona princeps (American pika)
Lineage: Eukaryota; Metazoa; Chordata; Mammalia; Lagomorpha; Ochotonidae
Gene: CLMB
Product: chromosome 16 C16orf74 homolog
Exons: 5
Coding region: 1-624 (207 amino acids)
Source: RefSeq, a predicted model, not a curated record